AUGUCGAGGGAGGAGGCCGAGAGAGCCAAUGUUUACCCUUUUUUCCCCACAGCGCGACAAGUGCCGAUGCACUUCCACUAUCAACAUCUUCACCUCCACCACCAGCAGCUCCUCCAGUACCACCAGCAACAGCUCCUACGCCAGCAACUCCUGCACCACCACUGCAACGAGGACGGCUACUGUGACUUCCAGCAGCCGCCGCCACCAGAUUUUCUCCAGCCCCGAAUCUUCCAUCCCAUCCCGGUAUACAACGAGUACGUUGUCCACCAUCCCAUCAUGUGCGACAUGAGGGAUGAGAUGGUUGAGUUCCAGAAGCUGUCCAACGAGUACGAGCCGGACUUGCAGUCGCUGGCGCAAACUCACUCCCACUAUCGCAUUAUGAAAGGAGACGGCAAUUCUGUGGCCUUUGGCUACUUUGAAAACUUGUUUGCGCUGCAAGACGAGGCAAAGGUUGUCCAGGAGUUGGCUCGCAUUAAGAGCUUUAACAGGAUGUUCGACGCCGUGGGGCAGCAGGAGCAUCUGUACGAGAUUUUUGUCGAUGCCACAGAAGAGCUCUUGAACCAUAUGAUCGAGCAUAUCGCGGGCGACAACCCGGACGACAUGUUCAUCCUUGAAACAUUCAAUGACGAGUGGAACUCUAAUGCCAUAAUCACACAUUUUAGGUUGAUGACGAGCGCCUGGAUGCAGCUCAACAGUGAGAGAUACGAAGCUUUUCUCUCCGUCCCCAUUGAGCAGUACUGCUCAAGAACAAUUGAUACCGUGAGGACGGAGAUCGAUGAAAUCGGUCUCCAGGCUCUGGUUGACGGUGUCAUCGAAGCAUCUGGAUUUGAUGUCCAGAUUCUCUACCUUGACCGCAGCCAAGGUGACGAAGUCAACGCGCAUCAACUUACGUCCCAACGCAACGGAUCCCUUGGAACCAUCAAGUUGCUAUACCGACCUUCUGGCUCACCAACUCCCGUAAACUGCCAUCUCCCCUUAGACCAGGCAUCUGAGCCUCAAGAUCACUCCGCAUACGAGUAUGAGUACCUAUACCCUAUCCAUCCGGAACAUCCCCCAGCCGAGAUGAUACCACACCACACGGUCCCCCUCCCUGAACCCAUUCAGCCAGAAGUCGCAACGAUCAACCUCCCGCCCCGUCCCCCUCCUACGGAAGAUAGGUCCUCUGAAUUAUUGAUUCGAAUGAACCCGUUGGUCGAUCCAGACAUGAACUGUUUACCUCUCACCAUCCCAUUCCGAAACUCUCACUUCAACCAAGCUCACUUCCAAAACUCCGAGUUCCAGCCAUCGCAAUGGGACCCAAGUGAGAUCAACAAAAGAGAAAAGAAGCCUUCCAGUCGCUCAGGAUCUUCGUCUGAGUAA
Messenger RNA from Microsporum canis CBS 113480, 1359 nucleotides. RefSeq lists its product as hypothetical. Gene Ontology annotation, molecular function: cysteine-type deubiquitinase activity; ubiquitin binding. The record is from RefSeq and is a predicted model, not a curated record. The coding region runs from base 1 to 1359 and encodes 452 amino acids. Gene Ontology annotation, cellular component: nucleus. Lineage: Eukaryota; Fungi; Ascomycota; Eurotiomycetes; Onygenales; Arthrodermataceae. Gene Ontology annotation, biological process: protein K48-linked deubiquitination. The transcript is spliced from 7 exons.